UAGGGGGCGGAGGAGCCGCCAUUACGGCUGAGGCGCUGACGGCAGCGGAGUCUUCUGAAGCGGCGGAGGUCCCGAAGGCGCCAUGAGAUUCCUCCCGCGGCUGCUCCUGCUCGCUCUGCUGGUCCUUCCCGCCACCCUGCUCCUCGGGGGCGGCGCCGGAGGGUCACUAGCAGUGGCCCAAGAUGCUACAGAAGAUGAAGAAGCAGUAGAAGAUACGGUGGUUGAAGAUGAGGAUGAUGAAGCAGAGGUUGAAGAAGAUGAACCCACAGAUUUGACGGAAGAUAAAGAGGAAGAAGAUCUCUCUGGUGAACCUAAAGCCUCACCAAAUGCUGAUACAACUAUCUUGUUUGUAAAAGGAGAAGAUUUUCCUGCAAACAACAUUGUGAAGUUCCUAGUGGGUUUCACAAACAAGGGUUCCGAAGACUUUGUGGUGGAAUCCCUGGAUGCCUCUUUUCGCUACCCUCAGGAUUACCAAUUUUUUAUCCAGAAUUUUACAGCUCUUCCUCUCAACACUGUGGUGCCACCCCAGAAGCAAGCUACAUUUGAGUACUCUUUCAUCCCUGCGGAGCCAAUGGGUGGACGCCCAUUUGGUUUAGUUAUCAAUCUGAACUACAAGGAUGUGAAUGGGAAUGUUUUCCAAGAUGCUGUCUUCAAUCAAACAGUCACCAUUGUUGAAAAAGAGGAUGGGUUGGAUGGAGAAACGAUCUUCAUGUACAUGUUCCUUGCUGGACUUGGGUUACUUGUCAUUGUUGGUCUGCAUCAACUUCUAGAAUCUAGGAAGAGGAAGAGGCCAGUACAGAAAGUAGAAAUGGGUACCUCAAAUCAGAACGAUGUUGAUAUGAGCUGGAUUCCUCAGGAAACUUUAAAUCAAAUCAUGCACAGUAGAAGAGAUAAAGCUUCACCGAGACGGUUGCCCCGGAAAAGAGUACAGAAAAGAGCGGUGGGCUCAGAUGAGUAAAUCCUAAUUUGUGCAGCAAUUCAACCUUUACUAAACUUGUCCUCGUUUUUUGGGCCUGAUGGGAAUUUGUGCAGAGAAGCCAUAUCCACAUAUGAGGAAACUACAACUUCAAACAAAGUUCAAACUACAAACUACAAGAACUACAAGUUCAAACAACGUUUGCACUGAGCAAUCAGAAUCUGUGACGUUAACAUUGCUGUAAACGCACUGCAUUUCUUUUUGUAAAGAAACAAAUUUGGGUUUUUUAAACCUUGAGAUAUGUGGAUGUGUAAGCGAUGGGUCUUAACAGGAUCAUUGGUAUGCUACCUAAAAUGUGCCUUUGGAGUACUAAAGUUUCUGAUUUGUUUUUCCGGAAAACUUAAUGAGAUGGUAUAAGAAGUUUCUCCUGAUGGUAUAAGAAGUUUUUCCUUUUAUUGUCAGAAGUUAUGCAACAAAAUAAACCAUCAGCUCUUCUAUUUGAAUAGUUCCCAUAGUUCCUAAUUUAGUAACAGUGGCACAAGUUUUCUAGGUUUUUUGGUCUUUUUUUUUUUUAAACACUGUGUAGCUAGGCCAAGGAAGGAAACUGCUUUUAGCAAUAUAAUAUUUUGGGGGUUUUUUUGCUGUUGUUUACUGUAAUGUGUGUAUUGAGAAAACUUCUUUAUCCUGGUCACAUGAGUUAGCAUGGAUAUGGGAUUUCUCCAGCAAUAAAUUUGUGAAGCAUGACAAUUUCUCCUGAAAUUGGUAUAUAAGGAAUAAUUUUUUUUAAGCAAGUGGAGAAAAUAGCACAGUAAUGUGUGCUGGAUCAUUUUGUCUGCCUUAGUUAUGUUGCCUGUGACCAGAGAAAUAGCUGUUGAAAGAUUUUUAGGCCUCUUCAGUAUUUAUAAAUAUGGGAAGAUUUUUCCCUGAAAAAACUCUCUCAUGUGGAAAUUGCAUUAUGUGUAACUGAACACUUGAGAGAGUUUCCCAAACUGUAUUUUGAACAGGGGCUCAAACUGCAGUACGAAGAAAAACACUUGAGAUUUCUUUCCAACUAGUGUCAUAAAUGUGAAUGAGUACCAGCAAACUGUUUAGGGUUCUUUUUGUUUAGUUUCUUUUUUUGUUUGCUUAUGAAGAGCAAGUUCCCUGUCCCCGCUUCUGUCCCCCUCCUCUCCUGGCAUAUCUUAUAGGUAGUUUUUUUUAGGUGUACUUUAAUUUUACCUGCAAAAUCUUUGUAGUAAAAAAUACUUGCUAAUGUACUGGAAAUUUAACUCUGACAUGUUGGGCCUCAAUUUGUUUUUUUGUUUUUUUAAUUCGGCCUUAGUUCUUUGAACAUAACAGGCACGGGUGCUUUACUCCAUGGCCUGGUUUGAAGGUCAUUUGUUUCUUGUCACUACGGCUGUUGGGAUUGACUGAAUAAAGGCUGAAGCUAAAGGAAGAAAAUGA
Molecule: messenger RNA, 2359 nt
Organism: Ornithorhynchus anatinus (platypus)
Lineage: Eukaryota; Metazoa; Chordata; Mammalia; Monotremata; Ornithorhynchidae
Gene: SSR1
Product: signal sequence receptor subunit 1
Exons: 9
Coding region: 83-958 (291 amino acids)
Cellular component (GO): endoplasmic reticulum; endoplasmic reticulum membrane
Source: RefSeq, a predicted model, not a curated record